This is a messenger RNA of Haplochromis burtoni (Burton's mouthbrooder), 4251 nucleotides long. It is a transcript of the gene swt1, whose product is annotated as SWT1 RNA endoribonuclease homolog. The record is from RefSeq and is a predicted model, not a curated record. Gene Ontology annotation, cellular component: nucleus. The coding region runs from base 166 to 2718 and encodes 850 amino acids. The transcript has 17 exons. NCBI's taxonomy places the organism in Eukaryota, Metazoa, Chordata, Actinopteri, Cichliformes, Cichlidae.
CUCUCCCGUCCAGUCUGUGGCAGUCACGUAGCAACUGAGAAAAAAUGUUCGCAGUAGAAGAAGAAAAGCCGGAAGCGCUGCGGAUGUUUUGGAAAACAGUCAGCUCUGGGGUAGGGAAACUGAGCUGUGUAGGAAUGUGACGUUUGCUCACAUUUGACUUACUUUAUGUCCCUGAAACAACGAAAGCGACCUCUUCAGACAGUAAGGACGACAUGUAGCGUGAAAAUGCCUAAAAAGGCCAAAAAGAGAAAGCACAAGAAGUCGUCUUCGUCCUCAAGUGAAGAAGACGAGAGGAUAUCCAGAGGACAAUAUGCAAGCAACAGUUACAAAACCGCCAAGAGGAAAGAAGUUUUAAAGAGUCAGAAAAGCUGUAAAAAGGACAAGGAAAAAUCCGUUUCUUCUUCUGUUAAAGAUGACUCCCAAAGCACCCGGCAGAUCAAAAAACCUGUCUACAGACUGGCAAAAACACAAGCAACAGAGCAGAAACCCAUUAAUAAGGACAGACAAUAUGCAAAAUCCAAACCAGACUUUGUGCCAUUCCAUGGGGAUCAUUGCUCCAGUAAAGCAAAGAAUUAUGUUUCAGGGAAAGAUAAAACUGUCACUGGAAGCGACAUUGUGGAAAGAGGAUACUCAAAACUCAGUGCAGGUGCAGUCCCUCAGAGAACAGAAACGAAGUCUAAAGGUGGGUUCGAUGAAAAGUCUUCCCAGAGGAGCCAGUCCAAAUUAAACAAGCCUCGAGUGGGUCCCAGUUUAGUUUCUGCUGAAGUGAAAGAACCAAGGCAGGAUGUGCAGAAGAGGAACUGCAGAACUGAGGACCCACCGAGGACUGGAAAUCACAGCAGGUAUAUCAAGACCAGCAAACCUACCUCCUCCACCUCUGCUAUAGAGAUGUGUCAAAAGCAUGAAAAAAAGGAGUUAAAGCCCCAAAGAAGUUUCUAUAAAGAUGAUGCAAACACGUCUUCUGCCUCCAUCUUAAAGAAGUCUUCCACUUCGGCCAAACACAGUGCCUCGGAAAGCAGCUCAAAGAUACAAGUGGUUGAAGAGCUUCAUCUUGCCCGCUCUGAGAAGAGAUUGGAGGUGAAUGUCCUGAAGAGCUACGGGGAACUCACCGCUAUGGACAUAGAUUGUCCCGAAGAAGGACCUGCAGGCAAAAACUCGUCUCAGCAGGACCUAAUCCUUGUUCUCGACACAAACAUUCUCCUCAGUCACCUGGAUUAUGUGAAAAAGAUCCGCUGUCAUGGCCUCGGAGGCCUGGGCUUCCCCAUUAUCGUCAUCCCCUGGGUGGUGCUUCAGGAGAUGGACUCCCUAAAAAUGGGAAGAGGCCUGUCAGGCUCCGUGGCCCACCUUGCGACUCCAGCCAUCUCUUACAUUUACAAGUGUUUGAAGAGCCGGGAACCUCGGCUGUGGGGCCAAUCUAUGCAGCAGGCCGCAGAGAGCAGCAAUGGUCUGACUGCUGAGAAUAACGAUGACAGAGUGCUGCAGUGCUGCCUGCAGUACCAGAGGCUGUACCCAGAGUGUGCUCUCACCUUAUGCACCAAUGAUAAGAAUCUGUGCAGUAAAGCCCUCCUGAGUGGGGUGAAGGCACUCUGCAAGACUGACUUGGAGGCAGAGGUUGGGAGAUCCAGACAUGGCCUUCAGAUCACUGGAGGCAUUCAGGCUUCUGUGCCACCGAGCAAUAACCCUCAGGUCUUAUCACCAACGCUGAGCACGAGGUGCCCACCGGUUCAGCCACAUGGUCAAAAGAAGGCGGGCUUUUAUGUGGGAGUCCUACACAAAGAAAGCAAGCAGUUCAGUGAAGGAGACGAGGAGAGGACACUUAGGGACCUCAGCGGAUGCAUUUCUGCAUUAGAAGACUGUCUGAGGGAGGUGCUGUCUGAAGUUUUGCAAGUGGAGAUGAAGGCUGCUUAUGAUGACCUCUGGCUUGAGAUCGUUUAUUUAAAGCCACCGUGGACACUUCAGGAUGUCUUACAGUGUAUAAAAAAGCACUGGAUUGCUGUUUUUGGCCACCUCACCCAUCGGAGGAAGGAGCAAACUGUUUUAAAGCUCAUCAAAUUUUUCAACUCAGGUGAAACGGUGGAGCGCGAAGCCAUCUCAGAGGUCGUUCAAGAUGCCAAAGAGCUUGUGAACGCUUUUUCGAGAAGUUCAAAGCGCGUUCCACGAGCCGUCGCUGUACUGGACGACAUUUUGAACAAGCUACGACCUCAGCCAAAUCCUCCUACGGGGGGAGAAUCUCCCGCCUGCGACGUUGUCAUGAAUGACGAUGACGAUAACGGCGACUCUCACCAGGAAGUGUGGGCCGUCUUUGAGAGGAUCUGGUCUCACGUGUGUCAACUAAGCUUGGAGGUGUUCAAAGCUCUGGGCUUUGACCCUCACACCAGGCAGUGCCUUCAGCCAGAGGGAGCUGCUCCACCACCACAGGAUGCCUUGGCCUGCUUGCACAAACUGUCCUCCAUGGUCUCGCAGCUGCUCCAAGCUUUCAGCAGUGUCUUGUUAUCAGCUCCCGGCUUAGAAGAAGUCCAGACACUGCUCAGCAUCAUCAACUCCAACAAUAUAGUAACUGAGAAUUCCAGGUUAACCGCCAAAGGCCUGCUCGACUGUUUUUCACAGCCGGACUACAGGGAGAAGCUCAGGGUGGGAGGGACCAAGUUAAUGGAGCUUCAAGAGGCCUUGGAACACUGUGUUCAAGCUGCAGGUCAAUACACGACGUUCCCCACGUAGCACCGUCAGGAACGUUGCUCAUCAACCAAACUUGAACUCAAAGCUGUCGAGUUAAAGGCGCAUCUGCUCGUGCUGUGCCCGUUUCUGCCUUUGUUCUCCAUCCAUAAAGUUCAUGUUACAGAGAUAACGCAGUUUUCCGAAGGUUUAAUGCUGUAACAGCUGGUUUGUAUAAUUCAGCAAGUACAGAUUUCAUUAUUCUCUAAUAGCUUUGCACUUGUGUCCUGAAUGAGUUUGUGAGUUAAGGUGAAAUUUAGUUUAUAAAUAUUUAAAUCUAUUUUAAAAAAGCAUAUUAUUUUGUUUAGAGUGAUUAGUUAAAUGACAACAUUUUUACUUGAAAUAUUUUUUUAAUAAAAAUAAAAUAUGUACCAUUUGUUAUUUAAAGGCCUGCAUUUAUUUAGGUUUGUUUUUAAAUCAUUUCUGAUUACCUGACAGCUUCUUACAGAGCUUAAUCUGUUGACGUUAUUUAACUCACAUCGAUGUCGCUCUCUGUUUUCACCACGAGGCUCAGGUUACAUCCAUAAAACACUAUUUUUCUUAUGAAUGCUGAGAUUGUUCAGUUCAUUUUUUAAGAGCCCAUUUUGACAUCUAAACUUAUUGUUGGCUAAAUUGUCAAGUAAAGAACUUUUUUUUUUUUUACUGUUGCUUGGUUUUGAAUCACUAGAGACGCGUCACGUUUUCUUUAACGAGGUAGCGUUCGCAUGUGCAGAGUGCUGCUGUGAUCGUCAGCCCGAGUGUGGUCAUGCGUGUGUGUGAAGGGUGACUAAGGGGAUUAUAUGCCUGUGAUGCCAGCAGACAGGCUUAGAAUACACCUGCUGGUAGUGUGACACAGGCAGAGGCUGAAGCAUCAGACACCAUGCAGGGAGAGGUGGAAGAUGGUGAAAGGACAGGUAAUGAGGACCCCAACUUCCUGUCUCAGCUUAGUCAUUUAGAAAAAUGUACAGAGCCUUUUUUUUUUUUAAGUGUUCUUUAAUAUACAUUUAAACUUGUAGCUGUCGAGGGACCUCGCUGUGACGUUGUAAUUAGAAAAUGACUGGAAGAAAAACUAUCAAAGUUAUAAUUGUAAAUGAUCAGGUAAGAGUUUAAAAUGCUUCAACACAUGUCGAUGCUCUCAGCUCUUUAGUCAUGAUCCCACUUUACAAUGCAAGAGCAAAGUGUACAGCCACACAUACUUAUACUAGCCCAUUUACCCCACCAUACAGGUUACCAGUGACCAAGUUGUGAAUUGAGUGCAGGGCAGGGAUUAAACCAGCUCCAGCAGGCAGGCAGUGAUACGAGGUCAGGCAGUCCUCUUUCAACACUUCCACUAUCCAGAAUGACUGUCGUCAUCCCUUCCUGCUGAUGUCUGUUAGCCAGCUUAGCAUAAUCUCCACUAAAAGACACUUGGGAGGGGAAAAAAAACUGGCUUAGUGUGGUAGUCACUGUGGAAAAUGGUGGCAGUGAAAGCUUAGCAGUGAACAGGACACAGCAAUUACUCAGGAGCAGAACUAGAGGAAGAUGAGGUGGCAGCAAAAGUUAGGGUCACCUGCUGAGUCA